This is a messenger RNA of Sordaria macrospora k-hell, 3087 nucleotides long. RefSeq lists its product as uncharacterized. Gene Ontology annotation, biological process: intracellular calcium ion homeostasis; calcium ion transmembrane transport; manganese ion transport. Gene Ontology annotation, cellular component: endoplasmic reticulum; Golgi membrane; plasma membrane. Gene Ontology annotation, molecular function: P-type calcium transporter activity; ATP binding; ATP hydrolysis activity. The record is from RefSeq and is a predicted model, not a curated record. NCBI's taxonomy places the organism in Eukaryota, Fungi, Ascomycota, Sordariomycetes, Sordariales, Sordariaceae.
AUGGACCGACUUGGUGGGCGGAAGGACAAUGAAGAUGUCCUUCCCUUCUACCAAAAAUCCCCUGGCCAGGGCACCUUUGCGACUCUCGAAGAAAUCGAACAGUCGCGGUCCGGCUGUAACACGCCGCGACACCGCAUUACGUCUGCGGAAUCAAGAGGCGUGGCCGAUGACUUCUCCUACAUGACCCCCGCCGAAGCCGCCAUCCACCUCGACACCUCUCUUACACACGGCUUGACUCCGGCCGAAGCCCUCUCGAGACUACACGAUUACGGCCCAAACGAGAUCCCCCACGAGGACCCCGAGCCUCUCUGGCUGCGAUUCGUGAAGCAGUUUCAAGAGCCUUUGAUCCUCCUUCUCCUCGCCUCUGCCGGUGCGUCUAUAGUUGUCGGAAACGUCGACGAUGCCGUCAGUAUCUCGGUUGCCGUCACCAUCGUUGUGAGCGUGGGCUUUAUCCAGGAAUAUCGUUCGGAAAAGUCCAUCGAGGCACUCAACCACUUGAUUCCUAAUCAUGCGCACCUGGUACGGAAACACACCGGAGCGAAACCCGUUGAUGGCGACGAUUCCUCCGACAUUGGCGAUGUUGCUGGCUCGGUUACACCCCCCGAAGAUGUUCUGGAUGCGAAAUCAUCCAAGGUCAUGGCUGCACAGUUAGUGCCUGGGGAUCUGGUUCUCUUCACAACCGGUGAUCGGAUUCCUGCCGAUAUCCGAGUCACUAAGGCUACGGACCUUACAGUCGACGCGUCCAACCUCACUGGAGAAAAUGAGCCCGUCAGAAUCAUCGCCGAAGCCCGUACUCGUGGCGGAGCCCCUGGUCCCGCCACCGACAAAGAUAACUCGACCAACGUUGUAUACAUGGGCACACUUGUGAAGUCCGGAUAUGGGCAAGGUGUUGUCUUUGCUACAGGAGGAAACACGCAUUUUGGAACCAUCGCAACUAGUGUAUCUGGAACCGAAAGCCCUCGCUCGCCUCUGCAACUGUCUAUGGACGAUCUCGGCUCUCAGCUCAGCAAGAUGUCUUUCGUGAUCAUUGGUCUGAUCUCUCUCGUUGGUUGGUUGCAAGGAAAGAAGCUCCUCGAAAUCUUUACCAUCUCCAUUUCUCUGGCAGUGGCGGCUAUUCCCGAGGGCCUGCCCAUUAUUGUCACUGUUACUCUUGCUUUGGGUGUGCACCGCAUGGCAAAGCAUAACGCCAUUGUGCGCAAGAUGCCCAAGGUUGAGACCCUAGGAUCUGUAAAUGUUGUGUGCUCAGACAAAACCGGAACCUUGACCAUGAACCACAUGACUACUGCCAAGAUGUGGUUUUUCGGCACCGACGACGCUCUGGACGUGGAUUCUGACGAUGAAGCUACCGAGACCAAACCCGACCCCGCCACUCUUAGAAUCCUUCGUAUCGGUAAUAUCGCCAAUAAUGCCCGUCUUGCCAUGCAGUACACCGAAAACGGUGCUGGGGCUCGCGCGGUCCUCUCUUCUACCCAAGGAAAGAAUGCCCCAUCGACGUAUACUCGUUGGGUCGGCCAGCCCACAGACGUCGCCAUGCUUGACUUGCUUGAUCGCUUUAAGGAACACGAUGUUCGCGACUCCAUCGGUCCUCGCGUGAGCGAAACUCCCUUCAGCUCCGAGCGCAAGUGGAUGGGUGUUACUAUCGGCUCGGAAGGAGGAAAGUCGGACAAGGAAUUUGCCUACAUCAAGGGCUCUAUCGACAAGGUUCUUGAUGCGUGCGAUACCUAUCUCUCCAAGGAUGGCCGGGAAUUUGUUAUGGAUGCCAACAGACGCCAGGAAGCGAUCGAAGCCGCCGAGAAGAUGGCCUCGCGAGGUCUCCGUGUUUUGGCUUUUGCUAGCGGUUCUGUCACCAGAUCCGCCAAGAACAAGUCGUCUGCCACGAGCACUGUCGAAGAACAAUACAAGGGUCUUACCUUUGCUGGUUUGGUUGGCAUGAGCGAUCCGCCGCGUCCCGGUGUUUCCAGGUCUAUCAGGAAGUUGAUGCGUGGCUCUGUCAAGGUCAUCAUGAUUACGGGUGAUGCCGAGACGACGGCCGUUGCGAUUGGAAAACAGCUCGGUAUGAGUGUUGCUACCCCAACUGAGGGCGCGCCCAACACUUCAGGUGUCAGAUCUGUUCUGCGCGGAGAUGAGAUUGAUUCCAUGACGGAAGCAGAGCUGGCUGCGGCCAUGGACCAUACCACCAUCUUCGCUCGCACGAACCCCGACCACAAGCUCAAGAUUGUCAAGGCUCUGCAGUCUCGUGGUGAUAUUGUCGCCAUGACGGGUGACGGAGUCAACGACGCUCCCGCUCUCAAGAAGGCUGAUAUCGGUAUUGCCAUGGGCAAGCACGGAACCGAUGUCGCCAAGGAGGCGGCCGACAUGAUUUUGACUGACGACGACUUUUCUACUAUUCUUCAUGCCAUCGAAGAGGGCAAGGCCAUCUUCAACAACAUCCAGAACUUCUUGACAUUCCAGCUCAGCACGAGCGCUGCUGGUUUGUCUCUUGUGCUGCUCUGCACCUGCUUGGGUUACAAGUCGCCGCUCAAUGCCAUGCAAAUUCUUUGGAUUAACAUUAUUAUGGACGGCCCUCCUGCACAGUCUCUGGGUGUUGAGUCUGUCGAUAAGGACGUCAUGAACCGUCCUCCUCGCCGUAGAGGCGAUGCAGUUCUCACCAACCCUCUUAUUGCCCGUGUGCUUACCCAGGCUUUCAUCAUUAUGGUCGGUACCAUGCUAGUGUACAAGCACGAAAUGUUGGGGGACGGACAGGUCACCCGUCGCGACACCACCAUGACCUUCACCUGCUUCGUUCUCUUCGAUAUGUUCAACGCCCUGGCCUGCCGGUCGGAGUCUAAAUCCAUUCUUCGCGGCGAGAUCGGGCUGUUCUCAAACGCGCUGUUCAAUUGGGCCGUCUCGCUCAGUUUGGCAGGACAGUUGCUUGUUAUUUACUUCCCGUGGCUGCAGGAAGUUUUCCAGACUGAGGCGCUCGGGCUCCUUGAUUUGGUGUACCUGAUGUUGCUAUGCAGUACAGUUUUCUUUGCUGAUGAGCUUAGGAAGUGGUGGAAGUACGGGGGAAGGAGACAUAUGGGUGUUAACUACAGCCAGGCUGUAUGA